AUGGGUAACACCAGCAGCUCAUCAGCGCUGCAAAGUUGCUUGAAAAACGUCUGCGCCGGCCAGCAGAAUUGUGUAGCCUUCCCCACGAACCCGGUCCUUACGUACCACUUGGAAUGGAUGAAGCCGUACAAUCUGAAUAAGAUUCCGACGCCAGUGGCGGUGACCCGUCCCAUGACGGCGGAACAGAUCGCGGGGGUCGUGAAGUGCGCCGUGGCCUCCAAGGUCAAGGUACAACCGAGAUCAGGAGGGCAUUCCUAUGGGAACUAUGGCCUUGGCGGUGACGACGGUGCCGUGGUCGUCGACCUCGUGAACUUCCAACAGUUCAGCAUGGACGAGAAGUACCAAGCGACCAUUGGCGCGGGAACGUUACUAGGCGACGUCACGAAGAAGCUUCAUGAGAACGGAGGACGAGCUAUGGCCCAUGGGACCUGUCCGCAAGUCGGGAUAGGCGGCCACGCAACCAUUGGGGGUCUUGGACCGCCGUCGAGGAUGUGGGGUACGUCACUGGACCAUGUGGUGGAUGUCACGGUUGUCACAGCGAAAGGUGACAUCGUCAAAGCUAGUGAGUCAGAGAACUCGGACUUAUUCUUCGCACUGAAAGGAGCGGGGGCUAGUUUCGGUAUCAUUACCGAAUUCAGAGUCCGAACUCACCCUGAACCCAGAAAUGUGGUAGAGUAUACAUAUGACUUCACUUUUGGAAAGCAUGAAGACAUGGCGUCCACGUUCGAGGUCUGGCAGACUCUUAUAUCCGAUCCGAAUCUAGAUCGCCGCUUUGCAUCGCAGUUCAUCCUGCACGAAUUGGGUGCAGUUGUCCUUACAGUCUUCUACGGCACCGAAGGAGAAUACGAAGCGACGGGUAUUCCAGCACGGCUCCCGAAAGGAGGCAAACUGGCGUUCGCCAUGGAGGACUGGCUCGGAUCCGUGGGUCAUGCGGCCGAAGUCGUCGGUUUGCAAGCCGUCGGAGGUGUCCCUAUCCCCUUCUACACGAAGACUCUCGCGUUCCGGAAAGAAGACUUGAUCCCACGGUCGGGGAUCACCGAGCUCUUCAAACACUUCGGGAAGGACAAAGGGACCAUAAUAUGGUUCACGAUCUUCGAUCUCGCGGGUGGCGCAGUCAGCGAUGUGCCGCAGGAUAAGACCGCUUAUGCGCAUCGAGACAAGCUGUUCUUCGUUCAGUCGUACGGUGUUGGGAUACCGACGGUCAGUCAGAAGACGAAGGACUGGUUGAAUGGUGUUAAUACUAUAAUUCGUGACGCUUUGCCGAAUGCGCCGUUCGGUGCUUAUCCCGGGUACGUGGAGCCUGAUCUGGCAGAUGGUCAGGAGCAAUAUUGGGGUGCGAAUCUCCCUCGAUUGAAGGAUAUUAAGAAGAUGUGGGAUCCGAAGGACGUCUUCCACAACCCUCAAAGUGUGCCACCAGCCAAAUAA
Messenger RNA from Eremomyces bilateralis CBS 781.70, 1425 nucleotides. Its product is annotated as FAD-binding domain-containing protein. Lineage: Eukaryota; Fungi; Ascomycota; Dothideomycetes; Eremomycetales; Eremomycetaceae. The coding region runs from base 1 to 1425 and encodes 474 amino acids. The record is from RefSeq and is a predicted model, not a curated record. Gene Ontology annotation, molecular function: oxidoreductase activity; FAD binding. The transcript is spliced from 6 exons.